This is a messenger RNA of Uranotaenia lowii, 5346 nucleotides long. RefSeq lists its product as uncharacterized. Gene Ontology annotation, molecular function: nucleic acid binding; zinc ion binding. The transcript has 2 exons. Bases 1 to 5346 code for a protein of 1781 amino acids. Gene Ontology annotation, biological process: DNA integration. NCBI's taxonomy places the organism in Eukaryota, Metazoa, Arthropoda, Insecta, Diptera, Culicidae. The record is from RefSeq and is a predicted model, not a curated record.
AUGGUUGACGACAAGAAGCUGAAGUCCAGGAAGCUGAAAAGGGCGAAUAUCAUUGCCGGAAUCAACCGCAUGGAACAGUUCCUGCAUCAAUACGUCGAGGACCAACACCAAGGGGAAGUUCGAUACCGCUUGGAGCGUCUCGAGAAACUGUGGGAAUCGUUCGACGAAGUGCAGGCGGACUGCGAGGAGCUUGACGAGGAGGAGAAUGCGGAAACUAAAAACUUGGAGAUUCGAAGCACAACCGAGUCUGUUUAUUUCCGGGUCAAAGCUGGUCUAGCUUCCAAGAUCCCGGAAUCGUUUGGGUCUUCUGCAUCGACGUCAUAUGCUGCGAAUGAAACAUCCGCCCCCGCCCAUCUUGCAAACAUCAAACUCCCGACGAUCACGCUACCCGAAUUCGAUGGCGAUUUUAAUCAGUGGCUGACGUUCCACGACACGUUUGUGUCGAUGAUUCAUUCGUCGACGGAAAUUUCUUGCGUCCAGAAAUUUCACUACCUUCGCGCUGCCCUCAAGGGUGAGGCAGCUAAUUUGAUACAAUCGAUUACCAUCACCGCCAACAACUACUCCGUUGCGUGGGAGGCAUUGGUAACUCGAUAUUCCAACACAACUCUUCUGCGAAAAAAGCACAUCCGAGCCCUGCUUAAGUAUCCUAAAAUCCCGAACAACUCGGUCGAUGCGCUUCAUCGAAUCGUCGACGAAUUCCAGAGGCACACGAAAAUUCUGGAGCAACUUGGAGAACCCGUGAUCUAUUUUAGCUCGAUUCUGAUGGAGCUUUUGGAAGAUAAGCUGGAUGACGCAUCGCUCACCGCCUGGGAGGAAUCCAUUGCCGGUGAUCCCCAUCCAACCUACAACAACAUGAUCGAAUUUCUGCAGAAGAGGACCCGAAUCAUGGAGACGAUCAUGAUCAAUCGACCAACGUCCAGCCAGUCGAAACCCGUCGCUCAAAAUUUUCCUCAGCGCAAACCAGGACCGCGCUUGAGUUCGAAUGCCGUUUCCGAAGGUUACCCGAAAAGCUACCCGAUGUGCCCAGCUUGUGAGAAAGAAAGGCACAGCAUUUACAACUGCCCCGUUUUCAACAGCUUGGACCCGAAAGGCCGGACGAAAAUAGUGACCGAAAAGAAACUGUGUGCCAAUUGCUUCCGAAGUGAUCAUUUCGCCCGAUCGUGCCCGUCGAAAUUUUCCUGCAAGCAUUGCUCCAUGCGCCACCAUUCGAUGAUUCACUUCGGUCAAGCUGAAUCCACCCGUGCUGCUGCUGAUCCCCCGUCCCGCCACGAGAAUGUCAACUCACUUGCCGUCGCAAUCACCCCGCAACCUACUGUGUCAUCGAAUCCCGUCGUGAGAUCAUCCCGUGAGAGUGUGCUGCUACCCACAGUAGUGCUAAUCGUCGUCGACGCCUAUGGUCAUCAACACAUAGCCCGUGCCUUGCUGGACACAGGUUCUCAACCGAACGUCAUCAGCGAGAGACUGUGUCAGCAACUGCGUUUGUCCCGUAAGCUGGUUAACAUCGACGUGCGAGGUGUAGAUGGUACCGCAACAAGUGCGAAGUUUGAAGUGCAAGCCGAAAUAAGAUCUCGGGUGAGCGAUUUCUCCGAGAUGCUCGAUUUCCUCGUCUUUCGGAAGGUAACCAGUGACGCCCCCGCAAUUCCCUUCUCGGUUGCCCAAUGGAACAUCCCAAAAAACAUCGCUCUCGCUGACUCGGAUUUUAGCACACCGCGAAAGAUCGACAUGAUAAUUGGCGCUGCUCAUUUCUACGCUUAUCUGAAGCCUGGUCGCCUCCAGCUUGCGGCAAAUGGUCCUUUGCUGGCCGAAACAGUGUUCGGUUGGCUGGCAACUGUAAAGUGCGACAUGAAAGCCGAAGAAGCCAAACAAAAAUCUAUGGCAACUUGUCAUGUGGCGACAGUUGUUCCCGUAGAAGAACUACUUUCCCGUUUUUGGAAGAUAGAAGAUGUUGGUGGAUCAGACUAUUCUAUCGAUGAGCAGAGCUGCGAGAAUUACUACCGAUAUACAACCGAUCGUGACUCUUCUGGGCGCUACAUUGUGCGCGUCCCGAAGCACCCCGAAUUCGAGCAGAUGGUGGGAGAAUCCAAAGGUGCUGCUCUCCGUCGGUUUGCCUGGCUCGAGCGGAGGCUGGAGAAGGACGCCGAUCUCAAGAGUCAGUAUCAUGACUUCAUGAGAGAAUACAUCGAUCUUGGCCAUAUGGAUCUGGUUCCCCCCGAAUCGGAAAACGUUAAAUCAUGCUAUCUCCCUCACCACCCCGUCGUGAAGGAGUCCAGUUCGACGACGAAAGUGCGAGUCGUGUUCGACGGCUCAGCCAAAACCAGCACCGGCCAUUCGCUGAACGACUCUCUUCUUGUUGGCCCAGUCGUGCAAGACGAGCUGCUGACGAUCAUCAUCCGAUUCCGAAAAUACCCGAUAGCGUUGGUGGCGGACAUAGCCAAAAUGUAUCGCCAAAUUGUGGUGCACCCAUCGGACCGAUGCUUUCAGCGCAUUCUGUGGCGCUUCAAUCCCGACGAACCUGUUCGAUCGUACGAGCUCCGCACCGUCACCUACGGUCUCGCCCCGUCUUCAUUUUUGGCAACAAGAACUUUGUUGCAGUUGGUAGAAGAUGAAGGCCGUCAGUUCCCAAACGCCUCCGCUGCUGUACGAAAAAGUGUGUAUGUGGAUGAUUUGAUUGCGGGCGCCAGCAGCGUCGAGGCCGCCGUCGCUCUCCGCACUGAGCUCGAUCAAUUAAUGCUUCGUGGUGGAUUUUGUUUCCGAAAGUGGUGCUCAAACUCUCUGAAAGUUCUCGCCGAUGUUCCAUCAGAGCUACUGGGCACACAAUCAUCGCUGAAGUUCGACCCUGAGGAGACGAUCAAAACUCUCGGCAUAUGCUGGGAGCCCGAAGCUGAUAUUUUCCGAUUCGACGUCAAUGUUUCCCCGAUUGAUCAACCCCCGACAAAGAGGAGCAUUCUUUCAGCCAUCGCUAAACUGUACGACCCGCUUGGUUUAAUAGCUCCCGUGGUGGUCGAAGCUAAGAUUCUGAUGCAGCAUAUCUGGUUGCUUGGCCUGGAUUGGAACGAGGAAGUUACCCCGGAGUUGCGCAUCAAAUGGACCGAUUUUUGCGAGCAGCUCCCCCAUCUGCUGGAAUUGCGAAUCGACCGAUUUGCUUUUGCCCACCAAUUCCGCGACGCCCAGCUGCACUGCUUUGUCGACGCUUCAGAAGCAGCUUACGGGGCCUGCAUUUAUGCCCGCUCCGAAGCCCCCGAUGGUACCGUUCAAGUGCACCUGUUGGCGUCGAAAUCAAAAGUUGCCCCUCUCUCGCCAAUUAGUAUACCACGGUUAGAGCUCUGCGCCGCUCUUCUCGGCUCCCGUCUGUAUACAAGAAUAAUCGCAUCGUUGGACGUUGAAUUUUCGUCGUGUUUUUUCUGGUCCGACUCUAUGGUUGUGCUACAGUGGAUGAAAUCGCCGCCCCGAACGUGGAAAACUUUCGUAGCAAACCGUAUCGCCGAAAUUCAACAUUCCACCCAUGGUUCCCAAUGGCUGCACGUUGCUGGUAAGCAAAAUCCCGCCGACAUCGUAUCCCGAGGAGUAUCAGCCGAACAGCUGAUCCAAAGCGAGCUAUGGAAACACGGUCCUGCUUGGCUUUCCGAUCCCGUAUCAACUUGGCCAAAACAAUCCCUACCCGCUGUGCUUCCCCCCGAAGAAAUCGAACAGAAAAAGACGACCAUUCUGAGUGCUGUGAUUGCGCCGCCCAACAUGUUCGAUAAGUUUUCGUCGUAUCAAGAGCUGCUGCGCACAGUUGCUUACUGUUUGCGCUUUUUCAACAACGCCCAUCCCCGAAAGCAGCCCGUUUCCGAUCCGGUGCCCGCCGUGUGUGAGCUCCAACGAGCAAAGCUUUCUCUCACAAAGCUCGUUCAAGCUGACACUUUUCCCGAAGAACUUCAAGCGCUGAGAAAGGGGCAGCCAGUCCAAGCAAAAUCUCAACUUCGUUUGCUUUCACCCUUUCUCGAUUCCGAAGGCCUGAUUCGCGUUGGUGGCCGGCUGAGGCUUUCCGAUGCACCGUACGACAUCAAGCACCCCAUCGUCAUUCCUGGUUUCCAUCGCUUUACCAAAAUGUUGCUGGAAUUCCAUCACAGAAAACUCCUCCAUGGCGGCAUAAUGGCGACUCUGUCUGUGGUGCGAGACGAAUUCUGGCCGCUAAGCGGUCGGCGAGCCGUCAGAAGUGUGGUUCGAAGCUGUCUUCGCUGCUGUAGAGCCAAUCCCCAUCCUAUCCAGCAGCCCAUUGGCCAGCUUCCCGUUUCCCGAGUAACCGCAAAUGAAGCAUUCGCUUGUACGGGUGUUGAUUAUUGCGGUCCAUUAUUUUUGAAACCAACUCAUCGAAAAGGUGCAUCCCGCAAGUGCUACGUUGCAGUUUUCGUUUGUCUGAGUACAAAAGCCGUUCACUUAGAGCUAGUGAGUGACCUGACCACCAACGCGUUCCUGAUGGCACUGAACCGAUUUAUUGCGAGGAGGAACAAGCCGAAUCAUCUGUACUCAGACAACGGAACCAAUUUCAUCGGCGCCAAAAAUGCACUUCACCAACUGUACACCAUGCUGCAGUCUGAAUCAGACUGCGAUCAAAUCUCCCGACACUUGGCUGAAGACAACAUCCAGUGGCACCUCAUCCCGCCCCGUGCUCCCAACUUCGGCGGCCUCUGGGAGGCCGCAGUUAAGGUCGCCAAAACCCAUCUCGUACGCCAGCUUGGUGCCUCUCUUCUCAGCUAUGAGGAGCUGACCACUGUGUUGACCACCAUCGAAGGUUGUAUGAACUCCCGCCCGUUAACAGCUCUUUCUGAGGACCCGAACGACCUCCAAGCCCUUACGCCCGCGCACUUUUUGGUGCGUAAAUCGAUGAGCCCGCUUCCCGAACCCGACGUGCGUGACAUCCCGAUGAACCGACUCAGCCGCUAUCAGCUGCUGCAACAGUAUUGGCAGAAUUUUUGGCAUCGAUGGCGAAACGAAUACCUGAAGGAGUUGCAAACCCAGCAGUCUGCCAACCCAAAGCGAUAUCAGCUGAAGACCGGUCAAGUGGUGAUCCUGAAGGACGAAUCGCUCCCUCCUACGCGUUGGCCGCUGGCGCGUAUCCUGGAGAUCUUCCCCGGACCCGAUGGAGUUUCCCGAGUGGCUACUCUUCGAACAUCGAGUGGAAUCCUGAAGCGAGCUGUAUGUAAAAUUUGCCCAUUACCAUACCGGUCUUUUUCAGCCAUUCCAUCCCACAAACAGGAGCACUAUCAGCAGGUGAUGGCCACCAAAGUCAAUCCCGGGGUGCCGAAGUGUGUCACUGCACUAGCCAACCGUCAUGAUCCUUCUGUAGGUUUUAGUGGCUUCUGA